GUGCCACAUGAUGAAUUGUAAUUGUUAGAACCUUUUAUAAAUGGCUAUUAUGGUGCCACAAAGAAAGACUACUUGAGUUUUUACAAGUUAAUUUUUAUUAGAUAACAUGUAACUGGCACACUACUAUUACACAGCCCUGCAUCUUGAUUUGCAAAAAUGAUAUGAACUCAUAAUGAUGCCGAGUUACCAUAUACAGUUUUUUUUUCCCACAACAUAACAUUAGUUUUAAUGCACAUAUCAACAAGAGGUUUGCUUGUAAUGACAAAAGAGUAUUCAAAAUGAACCAUUUAACUAACAAUCUGCAAAAAAAUAUAUUUGUGCAAGUUUAUAAACAAGCUUUCUUUUUCAUAAAAUCUGUAAUUUUACAUCACGUCUUUGGAUGUACAGUAGUAAAACACCCAAAAAUGUGCAGUAGAAUUGGUCAUGUUUGCAUUUGCUUCUUUCACAGGCCACAAUUUUAACCUUGAAAUCAGGAUUAGGCAUAAAAUAAUGUUUCCAGAAUCAUUCAUACAAGUGAAAAUCGGCUGAGAAUUGAACAAAUAGUUAUAACCUGGCUCAGUGUAGGAUAGGAAUCAUGUAUUCAUGUCAGUUUAUCUUGUGAUUAAAGGAUAAUACAAGACUUCUUCGCCUUACAAAUGGUUGUCAAAAGCAGAAAUGCUAUGAAAAGCACAUUUUAUGAGAAAGUGGGACAUGCUAGAGCAAAACGAGCACUAUUUUUGAAAUCGGCAUCACAAAAUUAGUAAGAAACGCGUAGGAUUGGAUUUCAUUCAGCUAAAAUGAUGCAGGGUGGUGUUGUCUAGUGAAAUAGAUUAACUAUUGAGAAAUUGUCUUUCAUUUGAACUAAGCUGUAUUAGAUGCACUUUUCUUUUGGCCCUUUCUAUAUAAAAUCCGUAGCUAUCACACACAGUUGCUGUGCUGUCACUUGAAGUCAAAAGAUAUUCAAAUCAAUUUAACUGCUACCACCUCGCUAUUUCUGCAGUUAUGAAGAAACAACUCAACUCUGCUUAGAUUUCGAUGGCUUUGUUUGCUCCAAAUCUCUUUGACACCUAAAGACUGACUCUUAAUAUUUUCCAAAAGCCCACUGUUUGAGAUGUUCCAUCCUAUCUAGUAUUCAAAUGGCUGCUGAAUGUAUGCGUAUUAUCUGUCGGCCAUGCUCUCUGUGGUCAAUGACAUAUAGGAGAGAGCUUCCUCAUCUCAGUCAAACCUGAGCACUACGGGUGUACUGUGAACAGUGGUUUCCCUGCGUAUGGUAUUGUCAGUUCUUUCAUUUUUCUUAAUUUCGGUUUUGUUUCCUUCUGUGUGCUUGCGACAUUCCUAAAAGCAGCCUGUGAAAUGACACCGUUACAAUUCAAAGAUUCUUUUUGGGGCCCAGAAUUCACAAGUAACACCGGAUAUGAGACUCUUAUCCAGAGGCUAUGUGAUGGGCGACGAGCUUGCAAAGAUAUGGAGGAGCUCUUAAGAAUGAGAGCGAUGGCAGAGGAACGGUACGGCAAGGAAUUGAUUACUAUUGCACGCAAGACAGGAGGGCAAAGUGAAAUUGGUACUUUGAAGGCAUCAUUUGACCAGCUAAAAGCCCAAAUGGAGGACAUCGGAAAUUUGCACAUUCAGCUCUCUGGGAUGUUACGAGAAGAGGCGAAACGAAUGGAGCAGUUCAGAGAACGACAAAAGGAGCAGCGAAAAAAGUUUGAAGGGGUUAUGGAAAAGGUUCAGAAGACCAAAGUGUCAUUAUAUAAGAAAACCAUGGAGUCUAAAAGGACAUAUGAACAGAGGUGUAAAGAGGCUGAUGAAGCUGAACUGGCUGCUGAGAAGCUCAACAGUACAUCCACUGUCACCCCCAAACAAUCUGAAAAG
Sinocyclocheilus grahami is the source of this 1851-nucleotide messenger RNA. Its product is annotated as proline-serine-threonine phosphatase-interacting protein 1-like. The annotation marks the transcript as partial. NCBI's taxonomy places the organism in Eukaryota, Metazoa, Chordata, Actinopteri, Cypriniformes, Cyprinidae. Gene Ontology annotation, cellular component: cytoplasm; actin filament; plasma membrane. The record is from RefSeq and is a predicted model, not a curated record. Gene Ontology annotation, molecular function: actin filament binding. The transcript has 7 exons. Gene Ontology annotation, biological process: actin filament polymerization.